AUGACACUAAAAAAUAUACCUUUUUUUUUGUUGGGAUUACGUUCACAAGAUAAUUUAUCAUUGAAUAAAUAUGUAUUACCAACCUAUAGACAAGAGAAUUCAUUUGUAAAAUAUAUCACUUUAGAGAAUCAUAGUAACAGUAAUAGUAAUAGUACUAAUAGUCUUCAUCAACAACAUCGUCAUCAAACUAAUCAACGAAAUCAUAGACAAUCAUUGUUAUUACAAAAUUCCGAUUUCAAUACAUCAAAAUCACAAGUAUUAAAUACUACUACUAAUACUACUAAUAAUACUGAUAAUGAUCAUAAUCCAUUAUUAAAUCGGUCUAUUCAUUAUGAAAUUGAUCAAAAUGACAAAUCAAAAUCGAUAAAUAUCACUUCGACGACUACUACUACUACUACAACUACUACAAGUACUACAACUUCUUCGAUUACUACAACGAAUAGUUCACUUGACAAUUUAUCAGAUCAUUUAAUAUCAUCAAGUAAACAAUCAAUUCAUCAUAAUACAACAAAAUAUCUAUCGAAAUUAGUUCCACCAUUAAUAGGACUUAAUGAAAUCAAUGUGAAUAAUUCACAAACAUUACAACAUGAUCUAUGUAUAAGUAGUAGUAAUAAUGACAAUGAUGAUGAUGAUCAUGAUCAUGAUGAUCAUGAUGAUGAUCUAAGUAAUCGAUGUCAUAGUCAACGUAAUCAAUCUAUCAAUAAUAAUAACAAUAAUAAUAAUAAUAAUAAUAAUAAUAAUAAUAAUCAUAAUCAUUGGCAAGAUUCAAUUCAAUCCACUUGUUGGUUACCAAAAGUUGCUAUGAAUUCAAAUCGUACAAAAUAUGAUGAAAUUUUAUCAACAAAUUGGAAUUUAUUAACAAUGAAAAAUUGGAAAUCUGAUCAAGAAUUAAAACAUAAAAUGAGUUUAAUGAAUUCUUAUCAACAUAAUAAAAUUGGUGGAGGAUUUUGGUUUCGUGAAAAAGCAUUCAAUCAUACUAAAUCAUUUAUUACUGGUAGACGUAGAAUAGAACAACAACAACAACACCAACAACAACAAUCAAAAGGAAUGUCAUUUAGUGCUAUAGUAAAUCAUUGUCCAUUGAUUAAUCAAUAUUUAUCAUCAAAUAAAGCGUUACACUGUCAAUUCGAUACGGUACCAAUGGAACAAACUGAAAUUUUUAGUUUACCUGAAGCUAAAUCUAAAUUUUCCGUUGAUAAUUCACUUGUAAACUCAAAUCGAAUUUCUUCAUUACACAAUAAUAAUACUACUAAUAAUACUUCUAUUACUAAUAAUAAUAAUAAUAAAAAGGUUAAAAAUACCAAAUCUCUCAUACAAUCUAAUAAUGAUUCAAUGAAUGAUUACAAUAAAACAAUCAAAUGUAAAUUCAAUCAAUUACAAUCAGAUACAAAUGAUACCUCAUUAUCAUCAUUAUUAUCGAUUCAAAAUACACAAAAUGUUAUAACAAAAUACCCAGAUACUAAAUUAUAUUUAAAUGAAAAAGCCCCAGCAACAAUAAUGAAUGGGUCAAAUAUGAAUCAACAAUCAAAAGAUAAUCUUUCUUUAAAACUCAAUAAUCCUAAUGAAUAUACACCAUCAUUAUCAUCAUCAAGACGAUAUCAACAUAGUCAACAAUUCACUCAGCAUAGUGAUUAUGAUAAUGGAAUACAAUUGAAAGAUAUUUCAAAUCGUGAAUUAAUUAUACCAUUAAAUACUACUAAUAAUAAUACUACUAAUAAUACUAAUAAUAAUAGUAAUAAUACUAAUAAUAGUAACGGUAAUCAAUUAUAUACCGAUGAUGUAAUCAGGGAGAAAUUCAAAGAAAAAUCAAUAUUAAUUGAAUCACAAAAAUUAAAUAAUAAUCAACAACAAAAUGAUAAUGAAUUAUUAAAACUAAAUGGGAAAAUUAAUAUACCAAUGACACCACAUACUGCAUUAAAUAUAUAUGGGAAGAAAUUAACAUCAUAUGAAAAGGAGGAAAUAUUGAACUUUAAUAAAAUUUGGUAUCUUGGUUUAUCUGCACAAAAAAUCGAUGCCAUUCAAGGAUCUCCAAGUAAUCAUGGUUAUGAUGAUGAAAAUGGUGGUUAUUUAAAAAUAACCCAUGAUCAUAUCGCUUAUAGAUUUCAAACAUUGGAAACUUUAGGUAAAGGUUCAUUUGGUCGAGUAAUACGAGCUAUUGAUCAUAAAUCAGGAUUUCCAGUUGCAAUAAAAAUUAUUAGAAAUAAAAAACGAUUUCAUCAGCAAGCUCAAGUGGAAGUAGCCAUUUUAGAGAAUUUAAAAAAAGCUGAUCAUAAAAAUAUUCAUAAUAUUAUACAUAUUAGAGAUCAUUUUACAUUUCGAAAUCAUUUGUGCAUUGUUUUUGACUUAUUAGGUUCAAAUUUAUAUGAUCUUUUAAGAAAAAAUGAUUUUCGUGGUUUUACAAUUCAUUCAUUGAAAAAAAUUACAAUUAAAUUACUCAAUUGUUUGUGUUUAUUAAGAAAACAAGGUAUUAUACAUUGUGAUUUGAAACCAGAAAAUAUUCUUAUUGGUUUAAAUAAUCCAUCAGAAUUAAAAGUUAUUGAUUUUGGUUCAAGUUGUUUUGUGAAUCAAAAAACCUAUACGUAUAUUCAAUCACGUUUUUAUAGAGCACCAGAAAUUAUAUUAGGUAUAUCUUAUGGUCCACCAAUUGAUAUGUGGAGUUUAGGUUGUAUUCUACCUGAAUUAUAUACAGGUCGUCCAUUAUUUCCUGGAGAAAAUGAAAAUGAACAAUUAGCUUGUAUUAUGGAAGUACUUGGUUUACCAUCUGAAUUACAACUUGAAAAAGCCAGUAGACGAAGAGUAUUUUUCGAUUCAAAACGUACACCAAGAUAUUUAACCAAUAGUCGAGGUCGUAAACGUAUACCAGGCACAGAAACAAUAGAAAAUCUAGUCAAAACGGUUGAUUUAAAAUUUAUCAAUUUAUUAACUCAAUGUUUAACAUGGGAUCCAGAUGAAAGAAUUACACCAAAUGAAGCAUUAAAUCAUGAAUGGAUUAUACGUGAAACUGAACAAUCUAAACAAAAUGUUACAUUUCAAACAUUGGAACAAACAAAUUCAGAGAAUAAACAAAAAGAUACAAUUGCUUGA
This is a messenger RNA of Schistosoma margrebowiei, 3084 nucleotides long. The record is from the annotation of a GenBank genome assembly. Lineage: Eukaryota; Metazoa; Platyhelminthes; Trematoda; Strigeidida; Schistosomatidae.